Molecule: messenger RNA, 615 nt
Organism: Melampsora larici-populina 98AG31
Lineage: Eukaryota; Fungi; Basidiomycota; Pucciniomycetes; Pucciniales; Melampsoraceae
Exons: 2
Coding region: 1-615 (204 amino acids)
Source: RefSeq, a predicted model, not a curated record
AUGAUCAACCAUACCCACUCUGGAAAAUUUAAUUCUAGUUUACCACAUAAUACUACUAAUGGUAAUUCGAGUAAAGUAGAUUGGAAUUGUAGUUUACCUUUUGAUGUGACUAAUAUCAGUACUAGUGAUUGGAACUGUAGUUUACCUUUUAAUGGGUCUAAUAUGACGGGUUUAAUGGAUUGGAACUCUUCUUUACCUUUUAAUGGGUCUAAUAUGACGGGUUUGAUGGGGUGGAACUCUUCUUUACCUUUUAAUGGGUCUAGUCUUACUGGCUUAAUGGAAUGGAACUCUUCUUUACCUUUUAAUGGAUCUAACAUGACGGGUUUGAUGGACUGGAACUCUUCUUUACCUUUUAAUGGAUCUAACAUGACUGGUUUAAUGGAUUGGAACUCUAGUUUACCUUUGAACGGAUCGACUACUGAAGACUGGAACUCUACUAGUACUUUGGCUCUUAAUGCUACUGAUGAUACUCCUGAGAGUGAUAGUGAUAGUGAUGAUCCUUUUGCACCUGAUGAUGCGGUAAAUGGGACUGGUAGUGAUGGAGAUGGGAAUUGGAAUGCUACUACUGAUUAUAAUCCUUCUGAACUUAAAGAACAGUAUGCUCAACCUAUUUGA